CCGGGGGCGGGACGGCCAUUGGUCGGCUGCUGGCGAUGGAGGCGCCCGAGGGAGACGGGCCGGACGGAGACCGAGCCGCAACCCGCUCGCCCCGCGGCUGCCCGGCCGUCCCCGCGCCCACCCGCCUGCGCGCCUUCCUCUGGUGCCGGGAGUUCCUGGCCGGGGCCUGGCGCCGCCUGGCCGCCCCCGAGCAGCUGGGCAUCGUCCCCGUCAGUGGCGGCCUGAGCAACCUGCUGUACAAGUGCUCCCUGCCGGACCACGUCCCGAGUGUCCAGGAGGAGCCCCGCCAGGUCCUGCUCCGCGUCUACGGCGUCAUCCUGCAGGGGGUGGACUCGCUGGUUCUGGAGAGCGUCAUGUUUGCCAUCCUGGCCGAGCGGGCGCUGGGACCACGGCUGUAUGGCAUCUUCCCGCAGGGCCGCCUGGAGGAAUACAUCCCGAGCCGCCGCCUGGUGACGGAGGACCUGCCCGAGCCGAGCAUCUCCGGGGAGAUCGCGGUGAAGAUGGCCCGCUUCCAUGGCAUGGAGAUGCCCUUCAACAAGGAGCCCAAGUGGAUGUUUGGGACCAUGGAGCGGUACCUGAAGCAGAUCUCGGAGCUCACCUUUCCCCAGGAGGCCCAGCGGCACAAGCUGAACCGGCUCAAGGCCUACGACCUGGAGGCCGAAAUGCACAGCCUCAGGACGCUGCUGGAGGCCACGCCGUCCCCCGUGGUUUUCUGCCACAAUGACGUGCAGGAAGGGAACAUCCUCAUCCUGGCUGGGCGCCAGGCCGCCUCCACCGACCGGCUGAUGCUCAUCGACUUUGAGUACAGCAGCUACAACUACCGGGGCUUCGACAUUGCCAAUCACUUCUGCGAGUGGGUCUACAGCUACGCCCACGACGAGUGGCCCUUCUACAAAGCCAGCCCGGAGAACUACCCCAGCCGCGAGCAGCAGCUGCACUUCAUCCGGUGUUACCUGGAGGAGGCAGGGGGGAAGGCCGACCCCCCCUCACCAGAGGAGCAGGAGCGCCUGGAGGCCAAGAUGCUUCUGGAGAUCAGCCGGUUCACCUUGGCCUCCCAUUUCUUCUGGGGCCUCUGGUCCAUCCUGCAGGCCAAGAUCUCCACCAUUGAGUUUGGCUACCUGGAAUACGCCCAGGGCCGCUUUGAGGCCUACUUCCAGCAGAAGGCCCGGGGCGAGUGACCGCUGGCUGUCCGGCGGCCAUAAACUGGCCUGACCAGAGCUGACAUAUCGCACAGCUGGAGCCGAAGGACCAAGACAGGCGGGGCGGCUGGUCAGCCCUCCUGCAAGAGACGCUUUGGGGCCUUUGGAGGCCUGGAUGGACUCGGCCAACCUGGUUUUGGGGGGGCUCCCAUGACGCCCUGCAGGGCGAGGGGUCGGCCGCAGCCUCCUUCCGGAUCGGCUGGGGGCAUUGGGGGUGGGGGGUCCAUGCCUUCCUCAGGGGCAGCCCAGGUUGGCAGGCGGGAGGGAUAUGGGGCACGGGGCCUCUCACGCCUGGGCUGCCUCGGGGCUCCAGGCUCCGUCCUCUCCUGCCCGGCGCCUGCAUGGAGCCGCCAGGCGAGGGCUGCCUUCCAGGUGGAGGUUCUGCCAGCGCAAGCGGACAGCCAGGGCACCUGUGAACUUCGCCCCUUUGUGUGGCUCUGGUUGCCCACACCUGACAGUAUGAUCCCCCCCUCCGUCGCCCAGCUAUGUUCCCCCCCCCCUUGGAGGGGGCCGCAUUUCCCCGUUCCAGACUGGGGUGCAGCUGGGGGGGGGGCGGUUUCCUUCUGCCACUAGACGAGUCUUUGCGCUUUUCAUCCUGUGCGCCAGUUGCACCCUCUGCCUUCCCUUCCGUCACUCACACCCUGGUCGCCUGCAACGCCCUCUAGAUGGGGCUGCCCUUGAAGACCAACCCAGCCGUGCUGCAGAGGCUCAUGGGCACCUCCCGCGUGCCCCUCGGUCGCCACUGGGAGG
Pseudonaja textilis is the source of this 1949-nucleotide messenger RNA. It is a transcript of the gene CHKB, whose product is annotated as choline kinase beta. NCBI's taxonomy places the organism in Eukaryota, Metazoa, Chordata, Lepidosauria, Squamata, Elapidae. Gene Ontology annotation, molecular function: choline kinase activity; ethanolamine kinase activity. Gene Ontology annotation, biological process: phosphatidylethanolamine biosynthetic process; CDP-choline pathway. Gene Ontology annotation, cellular component: cytoplasm. The record is from RefSeq and is a predicted model, not a curated record.